Caenorhabditis bovis is the source of this 909-nucleotide messenger RNA. Lineage: Eukaryota; Metazoa; Nematoda; Chromadorea; Rhabditida; Rhabditidae. The record is from the annotation of a GenBank genome assembly.
AUGUCAAGGCUUUUCAUCGGUACCGUUUCGGCGUGCUCGGGCGCCGUCAUCUUCGGUUGUCUCAUCUACAUCACAUUUUUGUUCAACGACAUCAACGCAUGGCAUUCGGAGGUUGUUGAGGAUAUGAAGGAGUUCGAGCUCAUUGCCAAAGACACCUGGAAGGAUAUCAUGCUUGUGAAGGCCGCUGACAGCGGAAUCAAAUCGGUUGAAGGAUUCAUCUUCCAGCGCAACAAGAGAUCGGCCUCGUGCAAUUGCGGUCCUCAGCCAAACAACUGCCCAGCUGGACCACCGGGACCACCAGGACAGCCAGGAGAGCCAGGAGAGGAUGGUGCUCCAGGAGUCGCUGGAAAUAAUGGAAUGGAUGGUGUCGCCGCCGCCAAGGAUCCUUAUGAUCAGCAGCCAUGCAUCUCGUGCCCAGCCGGUGCUCCAGGACCAGCAGGACCCGACGGUCCAGCUGGACCGGCAGGACCAGACGGACAGCCAGGACAGCCGGGACUUCCAGGAAAGGAUGGAGCUCCAGGAGCCCCAGGACCACAAGGAGAUGCCGGAAACGAUGGUGAGAACGGACAAGACGGUGCUCCAGGAGCCCCAGGACAAAACGGAAAGCGCGGAAAGGGAGCCCCGGGUCCACAAGGUCCACAGGGACCAGCUGGUGCCCCAGGAAAAGACGGUGAGAACGGAAAGGAUGGAGCUCCAGGAAAGGAAGGACCACAGGGACCAGCCGGAGCCCCAGGAAAAGACGGAGAGACCGGACCAGUGGGACCACAGGGAGAGAAUGGACCAAACGGUGAGCCAGGAGCUGAUGCCGCUUACUGUCCAUGCCCGAAGCGAACUGCUGACUAUGGAGUCGCCGAAGCUCCAGCAAUUGCUCCAACUGGAGAGUACAACAGAAGACGCGCUCGCGCUUAA